Molecule: messenger RNA, 953 nt
Organism: Etheostoma cragini (Arkansas darter)
Lineage: Eukaryota; Metazoa; Chordata; Actinopteri; Perciformes; Percidae
Product: von Willebrand factor A domain-containing protein 5A-like
Exons: 4
Coding region: 173-472 (99 amino acids)
Source: RefSeq, a predicted model, not a curated record
ACACUGAUCAUUUUCUCAGAGUUCAGAGGCAGCGGAGGGCUGUGUGACGGUGAAGUACAGCCUGGCAGGGCAUCCCUCUCAGAACCAGGUCCACUUCAGUCUCAAACCUGCAGAGGACACUGGAUUAACACUCCACAGGUUGGCUGCUCGGACUCGAAUUCGCUCUCUGGAGAUGGAGGAGAGUGAGAGCAGAGGAGAGCAAGAAGAAGGAUUGAAGAAAAAGGUGGUGGAGCUUAGUGUCCAAUCAGGAGUGAGCAGUGCCUUCACUGCCUUCAUUGCUGUCAACAAAGGAGACGGAGAGGUGAUUCAAGGACCUCUGGUCCUCAGAAAUGUUCCCGUACCCAGGAUGAUGGCCUGUUAUAUGGCUAUGCCACAGUGCAGGCAGUCCAUACAUCCUGUAAUGAAUGACAAGAAGGCCUCGAGUAGUCUUCGGUCUGCUUCGUCCCGUCCUCCUAAGAGUAAUUGUGAGUAAACCGCUGAAUAGCAGUGUAACACACAUCAGUUUCUCUAUUAGAAAAUAUUACUAAAUAUAACUUACACUGACUCAGGAUCAUCUUAGUCAGUCAUGGCUUGUCCUGAGAUUCAGAGGUAGACAUGGAAACUGUAUGUUCGCAGUUUAAUGAAUUUGGGGAAUUUCUGACUUUUCAUCCAGUGUAUUUUUAUUCAGUCAAACUUUUUACAUGUCCAAUACUUUCAUUAAUGACCAAAUACCUGCAAAACUAAACUAAACAAAGCCUCAGUUUAGUCCUUAGAGUACUUAUCUUUUCUGGCUUAGUACAUCAGCAUGUUAACAUUGUCAUUGUGUGCAUGUUAACAGGUACAGUUAGUUCAGCCUCACACAGCUGCUAGCAGGACUGUAGACUCCUUUCACUCCUGUCUGGUUCUUUAUUAAUUAUCUGCAAAAUUCUCAAAGUCAAGACAAAAAAAACAUGCUAACGUGUUAAUUUAAUUUG